CCAAGACGGCGUCGUUUUAUUUCCCUAAGCCCAAGUACCGCUCCUUUGGGUAUUAUAUAUGGUCUGUGCGUUGAUCGUCUCAUUCUCAGUCCUAUGCUCUCAGGCUUACUCUGCGGCUCCAUCGUCUCCUCUCUUUCGAGGCCUUUGUCUUCUCGGGGUUCAGAUGUCUUUUGAUCUCCACAAGAGAAAUUGCUCUGCGACAAGCAAUUUUUGGUGGAUAAUGAACCGAAGGCUCUGGUGCUCGCUGAAGAUAUUGUUUAGACAUUGGACUUGAUUUUUGAGCCUUUUACCGUUACUUUUACUUCAUUCGUUUUUUUGAGCAACUAUUAUUUCUUACUUCUCGUGAGAAAAAAUCAAUAGAGAUUACUGGGUUCUGCAGCGAUUGUGACAUACAAAUGGGUAAAUCAUUUUUGGCACCGGGGUUCCGGUUCCAUCCCACGGAUGUAGAACUGGUCAAAUACUAUUUAAAGAGAAAAGUAUUAGGAAAGAAGUUACAAGUCGAAGCGAUUGCGGAAAUUGAUAUUUACAAGCACACUCCAUGGGAUCUUCCAGAUAAAUCUUGCUUGCCAAGUAAGGAUCUAAAGUAUUUCUUUUUUUGUCCACGAGUGAAAAAAUAUGCUAGUGGAGGAAGAAUGAACCGGGCCGCUGAAGGUGGCUAUUGGAAAACUACUGGAAAGGAUAGGGAUGUCAAACACAAUAGUGAAGUUGUGGGAGCUAUUAAGACUUUGGUUUUCCACACUGGUCGAGCUCCAAAAGGGAAUAGGACAGAUUGGGUAAUGCACGAGUACACCCUGAUGGAGCAUGGUCUGGCAAAAUUAGAUGUCGUUCAGGAUUCAUAUGUGCUGUGUGUGGUUUUCAAGAAAGAGGGUCCAGGACCAAAAAAUGGUGCCCAAUAUGGUGCACCAUUUGUUGAAGAAGACUGGACUGAUGAUGAAAAAGACAGCUGUUUGGAAGUGGACGUGCAAAAUGUUCUGCCAACUAGAGAACAUACUGCUAGUAGCUCCCAUGCUCCUGAGAGCAUUUGCAUUGAAGGUGCUGAAUCAUGUCUGAUACCAUCUACUUAUGUGGUUCAUCAAUCCUUUUCUGAAGAUGAUGUUAGCCAUCGUAACCAGUUUGUAGCUAGUUGCUCACAUGCCCUUGAAAGUCAGGACUUUGGAUCUUCGUCGGACCUUGGUGUAUGCAUGGCACCACCCGUUCGUGAUGCACCACCAUUAGUUUGUGGUAGCGAUGUUCUGUCUGAGAAUCCCCCUGUUACGAACAAUGAUGACAUUAUGUUAUUAUUGGAUAGCUUUUUUGUGGAAGGAGACCCUACUGAAGUAAAUGAAAAUCACACCAUUAAGGAUACUACUGAUCCUGUCCAUGAUAAUGCGGCUCAGCAUGCUUCUUGUCCUGUUGAUGCAAAUGAUAUCUUCAGAGGUUUGGGUGAUUUGGGCAACCUGUAUAGUCCAAACUGGGCGGAAGAUGAUUUAUCUGGUUCCCAUACUCUAGAGCAGUUUACUCCUGGUGACAAUGGCCCUUCUUAUCUGGAACUGAGGGAUCUUGAAGCUCCAUUGACUCGUUCCAAUACAUCAUCUUUGUGGGAUCACGAUAUGGGGAAUUACCAAUUCGAUUGUAGUACUGCCAUACAGAAUACAGAUUACUCACAGCAAUAUCUGCUCACUGAAAUAAAUUAUCAGUUAGAGGAGCUUAAUACCAUUCAUGGGUCUGAAAAUCAUCAGACCCCCAAGUGAACUUCGUCUUUAUAUCAUUAUUUUUCCACAGAUUUACCAAUGAUUAUCUUUUUGAUAAUUAUUAUUCUCAUAAACAAAAUGUUUACCUUUUAUUUUAUUUUCGGGAUAGACUUUUGUUUAAUUUUUUUUUAACAGGGUGAAUUCAAAUUUUCCUA
Molecule: messenger RNA, 1885 nt
Organism: Humulus lupulus (European hop)
Lineage: Eukaryota; Viridiplantae; Streptophyta; Magnoliopsida; Rosales; Cannabaceae
Product: NAC domain-containing protein 82-like
Exons: 5
Coding region: 396-1730 (444 amino acids)
Biological process (GO): regulation of DNA-templated transcription
Molecular function (GO): DNA binding
Source: RefSeq, a predicted model, not a curated record